This is a messenger RNA of Myiozetetes cayanensis, 3762 nucleotides long. It is a transcript of the gene CAPS2, whose product is annotated as calcyphosine 2. The coding region runs from base 251 to 2038 and encodes 595 amino acids. Lineage: Eukaryota; Metazoa; Chordata; Aves; Passeriformes; Tyrannidae. Gene Ontology annotation, molecular function: calcium ion binding. The record is from RefSeq and is a predicted model, not a curated record. The transcript has 20 exons.
GCCUCUUAGAGCGGUCUUGUUUGUGAUAAAAGUUACUUCAGCGUGUGAACCAUUAGGUUCAAAAGGGGCUGGGUGGAAGGAGAAGCCCGGAGAGCAGGAGAUGGUACGAAGAUGAAGUGUCACUCUGCAGCUCUCGGAGGCUGGCUGUGUGUCGGGAGUGCCCUUGCGUCUUCAUGAAAUCACCUGUUCACGGAGCGUGGCGAGGAGGAGAGCCAGCAGCUUUUGUUCUGAAAGCUGUCAUUGAACUUGCAUGGAUUUGGAAGUGAAAGGAAUUGCUGCUUCCCUUCGAAGGCAGGCUGAGCUGUCGUGGAGGGGAAAGAAAUGUCAGGGCUGGAGACCAGAUACACGGGCUAGUCACAGUCCCCGCCCACCAGAGGUGCCAUGCCUAGAUCUAGGAAAGCUGGGAGAUUCUGAUGAAGAGGAUGGGGACUCUUACAUACCAUACAGUGGAAGCUGUCCUCAUACAUGCCAGCUAGAUUCAUCUUCAGAUUGGAGAACGUCAUUACAGACGCCAUGUGCACAGCAUCAACAUGUGUCCAGACAAUUUUGUCAUAACAACGUGGAGAAGACAAGACCAGAAAAUCUGCCAUGCCCAACAGACAGAUACAAAAUGAAGCAUUGUCAGUGUGAACCAGAUAUGAAGGAAGAAUAUAAGCAGUAUCCUCAGAGAAUUGCAGAAAAGAGGAAGGACCACCUCCAGUGUCCAGAUGCUUCAGUAAAGAGUACACAGCUUGGAGAUGGACAUAAUGAUGAUCUUGUAGCUCUUGAUGAGAAAGCUCUCCUGCAACAGUGCUACACAAACAAGCCCUAUAAUAUGCAGCACAGUAUAAGGAAAUGGGAAGCUGAGGAUGUUGCUGCAGAAAGGAGAAAACAGGCUGUAGUAGAACAAGUGAUGGUGGAUCAGCUAUGUAGAGCUGUUAUAAGUGACCCAGAGCAGUCUACACGUUCUGAUGUUUGCAAGGAAGCUCAAGGACUUCUGGGACUUGGGACAGCACCAAUGCGUUUUAGAAAAAGAACACUGCAUGAAACGAAAAUAAGGACCAAAUCAGGAUUAACUGAAAACAUGCUCUCCAACAAGCUACGCUUUGAUAGUAGGAUUAUAUCAAGAAAUGGCCGUGAUGCUUGUAGAGAGUUGAUUGGAUUUUUUUUUGCAUGUGACAGAUCCCUCACUGUGUAUGAAUUUCGACAGUUUGGAAGAAACAGAACAAAUGCCUUGCCUUUUAUUCAGAAGGGAGUUUAUCAACAUCAGCGUGGGCAAAGGAAGGGAAAAGCUUAUGAUCUUAGUGACUUUUACGUUGGAGCUAAUCUAACUUUCCGAAGUGUUGAUCAUAACCUUCCAGAAAGUGUUAAGCAGAACCCUGUCUUCACCCUUCGUGUGAUAAGUAUUGAUGAAGCAGCUAUGGAUUUUCUAAAGGCUUCUUCUGUGGAAUUCAAGCAACAGUGUUCCAAGCAAGUGGUCAAUGACAGCAAAGUUUUCAAGAAGAUUCAAGGUAUAUUCAGAGGGACACUAAGUAAAAGAGGAGUUCGGGUUAUAACGGGCUUAGGAAAGUAUUUCCGACAAAUAGACAAGAGCAGAAAUGGUUUUCUCUCUCAGGCAGCCUUUAAAGAAGCUCUAAAAGUAUUCCAUUUGGAAGUGCCUGAAGGGGACUUUGAAUCCUUAUGGCUUAUUCUGGAUGAUAACAAGAGUGAUAAGGUCGACUAUGGAGAAUUUACUCGUGCCAUAUUUGGAGAAAUGAAUGAAUAUAGGAAAGCCUUUGUAAGAAAAGCUUAUAUGAAACUAGAUUUCAACAAAACUGGGAGUGUGCCUAUGGUAGAUGUCAGAAAAUGUUACUGUGCAAAGAAACAUCCUCUAGUAUUGGCAGGCAAAACUGCAGAAGAAGAAAUUAAGUCAUCAUUUCUAGAAACAUUGGGAGAGACCUGCAGCAACCCCACUGAAGUGUCCUAUUCUGAGUUUGAAGAUUACUAUGAAGGAUUAAGUUUUGGAAUCAUGUGUGAUGAUGAUUUUGUUAAUAUCUUAAGGAACUCUUGGGGUAUUUAGAGUGGAAGAUGACAAAAAUGAAGAAGAAACAUUUUCUAAACAAGGAGUGACUAAAUAAGGGAGGAUUUAGUCUUGAUGUGCAUUACUUUAUAAUUAGUGUGUUAAACUGAUUUCAGGAACUGAUAACUUUAGAUACUUUCAGAAUAAUAUAUGGCAAAUUUCUUGGAGUGUCUGUUCAGCUAUGCUAGCCACUCUGCUAAUACAAGUGCUGUUUGUUUCAUUUCAUUGAAAAUAAUAAAGGCUGUUUCUUAUAACAAAAGCCAUCUUUUUUAUAUUAGAUUAAGGUGGCAUAUUUUAAAAUAAGAGGGAAUUAGAAUACUAAAAUGCAUGAAGGUGUAUAUGCAAGAGAAAAUUUCGUUUUAUGAUGCAUUGUGAAAAGUUUUAGGUUUGACUGUAUAAAGUAUCAAUGGUAGCUUUUUUUCAGAAAGUUUCUUAUAACAUUCUUUGUCUUAUUUCUUGUUUCUUUUGGUGGCACUUAGCUUGAAAGAGGACAGGUCAACGUUUUGCAGUUUUGAGGGUGUUUGUAGUACUGAAGGUGCAGAGAUGUUCACAGCAACUAGCCCCUUGGCCUAUGGACCAUCUUGACUGAUCUUACUUUGUCAUUUUGGUCAGGAAUCCAAAGCUGGGCAUUGAAUCCCAAAGGUUUUAUAAAGCAUACAUGAAUUUUAUAAUGCAUAUCCUCCUUUCCUAUGUUUUGCUAAGUUGUUUUUCUAAACAAAUAAUUUAUAUUUAAGUACCUGUUUUCUUUAUAUCCCUUUUUUUUUUAACUAAAACUUAGCAAUUAUGUAUUUUGUUGAGUGGAUAUGCAGUAUUUCAUAUCUACUCUGAAAGUGUAAAACAGAAAAGUAUUUAAAAAAAAACCCAAAACAACCACCUCUGUCGCCACGAAAAUUAAAUCAUAAAAUAUUCCUUGCUACUUCAAAUAUACAGACAGAUGCUCUUUUCAAUGUAAUACAUCUUGUUAAUUCUGUAAAAUUAUUUGUGUUAAGGAAUAAAAAAGUAUUGUUAAUUAUACAGUGAGAGAGAGGUAACCUUUGGUUUCAAUAGACCUGUCACUAAAAUUAACUAUAUGUUGAACUGCAUUUCUUAAGCCUAUACAAUUAAAAUGUAUUAGUUUCCAUAGAGCUGGUCUGCCUGGUUUUGAAUUUAUAGUCUGUGGUUAACAGAACCUUCCUCUGAGACAGAAUUUGUAUUUCAUAGGAAUUAAAGGGCAGUGCUGGAAUGGAUGCUAAAAUGAGGGACUUUGGCCUCUCUGUGGAUGAUGAGUAUAUUCUAGAAAUAGUACUUCCUUGUUCUAAUAGCUUGUGCAUUUUUGUUUUUUGAUUGUUCGUACCCUCAAUUCUAACAAGAAUUUCAUUUUCUGCUCUGAAUCUUCAAAUGAGAGAUUUUGGAGGGUUCUUUUGAGGCUACAAAAGUCUCUGUGUGUUGGUUUACAGGGGAAGGCAGAUUUUGUCAAUGGUUAUUCUAAGCAGGAAUUCUGAUGUGGCUCAUUACAAUUUUCUUGUUCACAAUUCCUGCCAGACUUUCUCUUGAUGGAAAGAUUUUGUUAAUUAGUGUUUCUGGAACUGAUGAUUCUGAGAAGGGCAAUUUCAUCUGGUUGUACAGAUAUGCUUGUUAAUGUGUCAGUUCAGAUAACUGAAAAACACCAAAUGAUUUUUAUUAAUUGUUUUAAGAAUCACUUGCUCUAUUUAGACUUGCUCACUUAAAAGAAUUGUACCAACAAA